AUGACAAAGGACAAUACACCUAUUCCUAUUUGUGCUGCUAGUCUAAAAUACAUAGCAUCCUAUGCUAGUGUGAUGCAAUAUGAAGACAAUGAUGUGGCAUGGUGGCAAACACAGAUCAAUACGUAUUUACAACAAGCAGCUUCCAAUCCAUCUGAGUCAGUUAGGACAGCUGCAUGUGAUUGCUUUGCAAGUCUAUCGACAGAGAUAUUUGAGAAGUUUCAUUUUCAAUACCAAAGACUGGCUGUAACCUUGUUACUUUCACUUGCUCAAGAUACAAAGAUGCAUGUCAAAGCAGCGGCUUGUAGAGCAUUAGGUGUGUUUGUGUUAUUUCCAUCCUUGAGAGAAGAUCCCUUGUUUAUGUCUGAUAUGAUCAAGGCCAUUCUAUUGCACAAAGAAGACAAGACUAUCUUAGUACGUGUUCGUAUCAGUUGGUCUAUUGCCAACUUAUGUGAUGCACUGGUAUUAGAAAGUGUCCAUCCUGAUUUCGAAUUACGUGAAUAUAUGGAUACACCAGAAUGGAUUGAUAUUCUGAAUAUUUCUAUUGCUGCUCUAGAUCAUGAAAAACUCAAGUCAAAUGCUGUGAGAGCCAUAGGCAGUCUGUUGAGACUGACACCUCAACCCUACUAUGCCAAUACACGCAUUAUGGCUUUAGUCAAACAAGCAGUGCAUGGCUUAAUCAAACAUAUUGAAUCAGGAUUGCUCAAGACAAGAUGGAAUGCUUGUCAUGCAACCAGCAAUAUGCUGUCUAAUCCAUUCUUUCCUAUUGGCUAUAUAGAGGGAGGUGGUCUUUAUCCAUGGACACAUACACUCUAUACUGCUUUGAUGCAUGCUUUAGUGGCAUGCAAGAAUUUCAAAGUCAGAAUCAAUGCCUGCCGUGCUUUAACUGCACCAGAAAAACAAAUACAGUAUGGGGAUAAACUGGAUGUGAUCAUUCAGAGUAUGAUAGAAGCAUGGGAUAUUUGUCAACAACAUACAGACUGUAAAGAAAUGAAAUAUAAACAACAAUUAGAACAACAGGCAAGUAAGCUUAUUUUAGAAUUGAGAUAA
Messenger RNA from Gilbertella persicaria, 1047 nucleotides. RefSeq names its product armadillo-type protein. The record is from RefSeq and is a predicted model, not a curated record. The transcript has 3 exons. The coding region runs from base 1 to 1047 and encodes 348 amino acids. Lineage: Eukaryota; Fungi; Mucoromycota; Mucoromycetes; Mucorales; Choanephoraceae.